AUGACCACUCGUUUGGAUAAUACGAUGAACGACGCAAUGAAGCAUUUCAACCUCCCCGUGUCAUCGAUGAACUUGAAUACGCAAGCAAUUCGGUCUCGCAGCGCAAAUGACGACUACCGUAACGACGAGUUCGUUUCGGACUUUGACACGGAUGAUUCUAAACGAAGGGAUAAGCAAGCGCUGGCUAAACAUCGGCGAAAAUAUUUGAAUGCUCCGCGAUCAAGCAGUGAGGUGAUCUACAAUCGUAGGGAUCAAACACAUCCUGACGCCUACAUUAUAUAUGUGUUCUUGAAUGGUCACGGCAUGGAAUGUCAGCACAUACACUUCCAAAAGAAGCAGUUAGCGAAAGGCAUGAACUACGUGCUCGAACUGGUCGCACGCCGAUUCAAUGUGAACCCGAUGAAAUUAUGUGAUAUGGAUGGACGUAAAAUAACGGAACCCUCACAAUUGAUGUCCAGAGGUGCCUAUGUGCUCGUGGCUGCUGGACAGUCAUUUCGUGACACCUGGUAUUUCCUUCCUGACAAUGCUAUUGAUACCAGGCAGUACUUGCGAUUUCUAUGA
This is a messenger RNA of Cooperia oncophora, 561 nucleotides long. The record is from the annotation of a GenBank genome assembly. NCBI's taxonomy places the organism in Eukaryota, Metazoa, Nematoda, Chromadorea, Rhabditida, Trichostrongylidae.